AUGAAUGGCCAACCUUUGGGGCCAGUUGGCCUGAAGAAGGGACGUUCGACCUGCCCACCAUCUACAGAGGUGGACGGGAAUCCUACCACCAACCAGGCACUGAUUGAUGAAGCUUUCCCUGUGAUUAGACUGAAUUGGGACUUCAAUAUGGCUGAAGGUGAGGAGAGGCUCUGGGUCUACCGCCAGACUCUAAUGGGGGGUCUCCGGGCAGCCACAAGGCAUCCCACCAAUUUGGCCAAGAUUAGUGAGUCAGCACCCAACAUUAGGCACGAAUUGCAGAAAUUGGACAGUCUGGAAGAUAAAAUCCUGCCAGAGCUUCUGGCAGUGGCUGAGAAAGUCUACAAUCAUCGAGAGAGUCCCGAGGACAAGCAGGCCCGGGUCGCCACUGCUACCAGCGCCAAGCAGACCCGCGACUUUGCCAAGAUCCUCCUGGCUACAUCGACCAGGUCCCCAGGUGAAAGAGAAUACCAGCUGCGAUGCCUAUCUGCUGAACAAGAUUCAGUGUUAACAGAGACCCUAGGGAAAUUGUCAAACAAAAGGUCUUGAGUACAGGGAGCGACUGGCAUGAACCAAUAUUCAUGGACCACCCAAAGGAAAGUGGACUUAGGCACGGGCCGGGUGUCCCACUCCUUCCUAGUCAUGCCAGAUUGCCCCUACCCACUCUUAGGUAGAGACUUACUUACCAAAAUUGGAGCCCACAUCCAUUUUUCACCUAAUGGUGUUCAUUUAAUAGAUAAAGGAGGCCACCCCAUUCAGGUACUGACCUUGCAACUGGAAGACGAGUAUCGACUGCACCAAAAACUGGAUCCACAGCCAAUGGAGGAGAUUUCUGUUUUGCUGCAGGAAUUUCCCCUGGCCUGGGCUGAGACUGGAGGGAUGGGGCUUGCAGCCCACCGGCCACCCAUCUGGAUGGAGCUGAAAUCAGGAGCCCUUCCGGCUCAGAUGAAGCAGUAUCCCAUGUCCCAUGAAGCCAGAUCAGGGAUUACCCCACAAAUCCAGAGGCUAAGAGACCAGGGCAUCCUAGUACCCUGCAGGUCUACAUGGAAUACACCUCUCCUCCCGGUAAAGAAGCCAAACUCAAACAAUUACCGGCCAGUAUAGGAUCUGAGAGAAGUAAAUAAGCGGGUCAUGGAUAUCCAUCCCACGGUGCCUAAUCCCUAUACCCUCCUGAGACCCUUGCCGCUCUCCAGGAGCUGGUAUACUGUACUAGAUUUAAAAGACACCUUCUUUAGCCUGCUCUUAGUCAAGGACAGUCAGCUAUUCUUUACCUUCGAAUGGCAAGAUCCAGAGGUCAGUUUCAAUGGACAACUGACCUGGACUCACCUGCCUCAGGGAUUCAAGAACUCGCCCACUCUCUUUGAUGAGGCACUUCAUGAAGAUCUGGGUGAGUACAGGCUGGAACACCCCCAACUCACCCUA
Messenger RNA from Nannospalax galili (Upper Galilee mountains blind mole rat), 1419 nucleotides. RefSeq lists its product as uncharacterized. The transcript is spliced from 5 exons. NCBI's taxonomy places the organism in Eukaryota, Metazoa, Chordata, Mammalia, Rodentia, Spalacidae. The record is from RefSeq and is a predicted model, not a curated record. Gene Ontology annotation, molecular function: aspartic-type endopeptidase activity. The annotation marks the transcript as partial. Gene Ontology annotation, biological process: proteolysis; virion assembly.